Molecule: messenger RNA, 1110 nt
Organism: Nanorana parkeri
Lineage: Eukaryota; Metazoa; Chordata; Amphibia; Anura; Dicroglossidae
Product: olfactory receptor 5I1-like
Exons: 4
Coding region: 1-1110 (369 amino acids)
Biological process (GO): G protein-coupled receptor signaling pathway; sensory perception of smell
Cellular component (GO): membrane
Molecular function (GO): olfactory receptor activity; G protein-coupled receptor activity; odorant binding
Source: RefSeq, a predicted model, not a curated record
AUGCUGCAGCAGCUGCACCUGCAGCAGUGGGUCUUCAACAAGUAUUUGUGUGAGUAUGGGACGAGGAUAAGCUCUAGGAAUCUAGGGAGUACAAGGAGGAGGAGGAUUGGGGUGGGCGAUGGGGAGGACAUGGGGCAGGCUUCCAGAGCCCUACAAUUAUUGCUCUCAUUCGAGAGCUCAUUCGACGUUCGCGUUCUGCUCUUUGCACUGUUUCUGUCUAUGUAUUUGGUCACUGUUUUUGGAAAUCUCGGAAUUAUAGUGCUUAUAUUGACAAAUGACCAUCUUCAGAGCCCCAUGUACUUCUUCCUUUCUAACCUAGCAUUCAUUGAUCUUUGGUACUCCUCAGGUAUUACACCAAAAAUGCUGACUGACUUGGUUUCAGCAGAAAAGAGUAUAUCUUACCUUGGAUGUGCUUGCCAAUUGUAUUUUUUUGUUGCCCUUGGAAGUACAGAGAGUUUUCUUCUUGCGGCAAUGGCAAUCGAUCGCUAUGUAGCAAUAUGUAAUCCACUUCUCUAUCUAAGGAAUAUGACUAAAGGAAAAUGUCUUAAGCUAUUGAGUGGAUCUUACAUUGGUGGCUUUCUUCAUUCUUUAAUACAGACAGGCUGCGUAUUUCGCCUUUCAUUUUGUGGCUCUCACCAAAUUGAUCAUUUCUUUUGUGACAUUCCACCAUUGCUAAAGCUCUCCUGUACAGAUACUUCUACAAAUGAGCUUAUUCUGUCAACAUUUGCAUCCCUUGUAUCAGUUGUCUCUAUUAUUGUCAUAUUUAUCUCCUAUGCUUCUAUUUUACGUGCUGUUUUUAGAAGUUGUUCUGUACAGGGAAGACGCAAAGCUUUCUCCACCUGUGGCUCUCAUUUUAUUUGCGUUAUUCUUUUCUACAGCACAAUCCUCUUUAUGUAUCUUAGACCAAGCUCAAUAUAUUCUUUACAACAAGACAAGAUCAUCUCAGUAGUGUACACAUUGGUUAUCCCAAUGCUGAAUCCUCUUAUCUACAGUUUCCGAAAUCGAGAAAUGAAGCUUGCACUGAGGAAAAUCAUACAUAAAAAAAUUGUUGUGGAGAAAAAGAUUGGUAAUCAUACUUACCUUAUCCCGGCUUCUACCUAUCGUAGGUAA